This is a messenger RNA of Euleptes europaea (tarantolino), 1098 nucleotides long. Its product is annotated as oxidative stress-responsive serine-rich protein 1-like. Bases 59 to 943 code for a protein of 294 amino acids. The transcript has 3 exons. Lineage: Eukaryota; Metazoa; Chordata; Lepidosauria; Squamata; Sphaerodactylidae. The record is from RefSeq and is a predicted model, not a curated record. Gene Ontology annotation, biological process: cellular response to hydrogen peroxide.
UUUUCUUUUGUUAGUGUUCAUUAUAUGGCAGGUCCAGUACUAUCCUAACAGUCUACCAAUGGAAUCAGAAGCUAAAGAAGGAGAUGAAGAAAGUCUGCAAACUGCUUUCAAAAAGCUGAGAGUAGAUCCAGCUGGGUCUUCUACGUCUAUGAGUGAAGGUAUUGGCCUGAGAACUCCUGUCCGAGCAACUGUGGAUGGAGCCAGGCAUCAAACUGUCUGCUCAAGAGAGACCUGGCAUGGGUGUUCAAGGAAACCCUUGAGAGGGGCGACGAGGCCACAGCGCCGCAGGCGUUCCAAAUCCCCUGUCCUUCAUCCCCCCAAGUUUACAUACUGCGGUAUGAAAGCAUCCUCUGCAAGUAACCAGCUGAAACAUAAAAGCCAGGCAGAAGUUUCAAAGAGCCAACUCAGUCCAGACCCUGGCAUUACCGAAGAGCCAUACUUGGGAGGAAAGAGAUGCCCUCUUUUUGACAGCGGUAACUGCAGGAGAGCCAGAGCAGAGCACCGGAGCGCUUGCACAAGCGAACAACCUUCGGAGAAUUUGAGAAAGAGCUGUCCUGUUUUUUCUUUGGCCUUCGAGACCAGCCUGGAUCCCAGCCAUCCUUCAGAUUUCCAGUCGUUAUCCCAGCUGAGUUACGGGAAGCAGUGCUCUGGUCUGGACAAGGAAUGCCGGUGCAAACCAUGGCAAGCGAUAAAAGCGUAUUCGUUCUCUGGCUUGCGGAGCGUCCUGUCAGAAUGUGAAAAAGCCGUCCUGGAAGUGCGUUCACAAUCACUGCCAAACAGGUCGCCCUCUGGUACAUGUUCGUCAGGCUCUGCCCGGUCGUGUUCUGAGCAAGCCCGUGUCUUUGUGGACGACGUGACUAUUGAAGAUCUUUCAGGGUACAUGGAGUAUUAUUUGUAUAUCCCCAAGAAAAUGUCCCACAUGGCAGAGAUGAUGUACACUUGACAUGAGAAUCAUGGGUUGGCAAUUCAGUGGUGGUAGUGAGAUGUUCCCUCCGUGCCAUAGUUGGAAAUGUAUCCAUUGUUACUGCUGCGUGUUUGAUCAAAUGUUUAUUUGCACCAUACAGUGUAGUUUUUUAAAUAAAGUGAAAAAAGAGACAA